AUGGAAUCAAAACUGGAGGAGCAGCCAGGGAUCUCAACUGUAAAGGAAUCUAAAAUUGAAAUCUCAAAGAAUGUUGUAAUUAGAGAACCUGCAAGUGUGGUUUUCAAUUUAGAUCAAACUGUACUGGAUUCAAAGCUAGAUCUACCAUGGAAGAAAAAUCUUUUUGAACGAGUGGAGGCGAGAGCUCAAGCAAUGCAGCAGAAAAUAUUAGAUAAGGAUAAACUGAAAAAAGAACUAGAAAAACAAGCUGAGAAAAAAAUCCCUAAGGAAACUUUGGCCAAAGAGUGGUUUAAUAUUGACAACAUGACUCUGAAUACUCGUGCAUAUUUGCUUGACAAACUUCUACCCACCUUAGUGGCUGGAAUGGAACAUAUGUUAAUGCAAGUGGAAAAAAAGAAGCUUUUGUCAGAAACUGAUAUUCCAACUAAGUUUGAUCCAAUUAUUUAUUUGGGGGAAUAUUUAAUGAGAAAUAAUCCUCUUUAUAUCAAAGACUCAGGGAUGUCUGGUUAUCAGAGGGAGAUGAAAAAUGUCACAGAAAAUCUGAAGAUACAUAUUACCAACACUAUCUGCAACAGAGUAUCCAGGAUGAAGGAGAAGAUUAAAGAGAAACAAGAACAAAGAGAAACCAUAAGCCAAGUCAAAGUCCAGGUGGCCAACCUACGGAAACAGGCUCUGCAGGAGCAGUUCAAUGAAUGGAUUCUAGACCCUAAGGGAACGAUUCCUAUGAAAGUGAUUCAGAAUGCUCUUCAUGAUUUUUUUCAAAAUCCAAAUUUCAAGCUUGAAACAUUUUGCAAACAGUUGGAUAUUGCUGACUCAAUGGAGCAAAGACUGAACAAAAUGGAAUUUACGGAAUACAUCUCUGCGCACAUUGCAGACUUGAAAAGUGAAAUAUUUGAAGAACUCCUUAAGCACCUUUGCCACAGUGCAGAUGAAUUCCGGGAGGUCAUAAAAACGGAUAUGCGGAGGCAGAUGUUUGUUGAAGUCUUCCUGCAUUGUGACUGUGGGAAGGUAGGGUUUUUGAAUCGGCAGAGGACAUUGGCCUUGCUGGAAACAUUCUAUGACCAAAGUCCAACAAUGCUUAGACGUUUACUCCGAAACCCAAGACAAUGGCCACUCCUUGAAUUUGAAGAGAUAGAGCUGCCUGAGUUCUGGGGAGACAAGGAUAAUCAGAAACACAUUUAUGAAGACUUUGACAAUGUGUUCUUAGAGAUGAAUACAUCACUGUCUGAAAAAAAUGCUAGCACAAAACAAAGUAAAUUGCUCAAAAAACCAGAAGAGCUACAUAAAUAUGAUAAAUAUAAAAAAUCAACACUAUUGCCGAGCCUACCAGAACAGCAGAGGGAAACAAUUGCAGGACAAGACCCAAACAAAAUUUUAAAUGAAGAUCUAAACUCAGAGUCAAUAACAGCACAAGGACAGCCGAAAGGGGCAACAGUGCGACCAGGAUCACGCAGAGGGUCACGCAGAAUGUCAUUAAUAGAAGAACCACAAAAAGAUUCAACUGCAGAACGAGGAUCACGCAGAGGAUCACGCAGAAUGUCAGUAAUAGAAGAACCACAGAAAGGAUCAAAAGAAGAGCCAAGCAGAGAGCCAGUAGCAGAACAAGGAGUACCUAGAGAGGCAAUUGUAGAAGAAGAAUCGCUCAGAGAGUCGGGAAUAGAAGGAUCCAGCAGAGAGUCAGAAGCAGAACAAGGAGUGCAGAGAGGGGCAAUUGCAGAAGAAGGGUUGAGAGAGUCAAGAAGAGGACCAAAAGGAGAGACCAUUCCAGAGGAACAGGACAUAGCCUCAACUUCACAAUCAAGGGAAGGUAAUAUCUUAAAAGAAAGUAAAACAUCUAGGGAGGUUACUUCCUUUGUGCACACUGAAAUCCUUCCACAAGAAGAGAAUACUCAGGAGCAAAUAUAUGAAGGGAAACUAUUCAUGAUUUCUGAACUGCAAGAAAAAGAUUCGUAUGAAGUAGAAAAGAUAAUCAGUUCUCUGCAUUUUCUUUUGGACCUUUUAGAAACUGCAAAGAAGAAAGUUGAGAAAGACAAAGCCUGUGAACCCAAGUCCCAAAAAAUAGAAGGAAAGCCAUGGCCAGGUGAACUUUUGACUUGUGACUUGAAGAAGUAUGUAAAAUGCGAAGAUGAGGAACAGGCAAAAUUAAUCUAUGGUAACUCCAGAUUCACAGACCUACAUUCAAUUAUCAGAAAUAUUCAGUCUUACAAAGAAGUGAAAGGAAGGAGUGCCUUCAAUGGAGUUUCCCUUAAUCUGCUCCAGUUUGUGCAAUUCCUAGAGACAUUUGUUGGUGAAGAUGCCCCCUUGAGUGCCAGUGAGACCCUCACCUCCUUUUUCAAGUGGGGCUAUGCUGAAACAAAAGAAGAGAAAAUGAGGGACUUGGAAGAGGCUAUACAAAACACUUCCCAAAUUCGACGGGGACUUCUCCUAGAAGCCCUCUUUCAGUUGUGGGACAGUGAUGGCUCAGGCUUCCUAGAUCUGAAUGAAGUUGAUGAACUCUUGUAUACAUACAAGGAGGGAAUGGAAAAAGAAGCUAUGAAGACAGCUAAAUUACACAUCCAAUUUCCAAAGCCACACCCUGGUCAAGAAGUGAGGUUGUCUUCAAAACAGUUUCAGAAAUACAUAGAAUUGGUUGUAUCUGAACUCAGGGGCAAUGAAGACCAGGUUCUGGAAAGCCUGGUGGAGUUUCUGAUGACCACCUUAGAAAGAAGCCAUUUUGAGGGUCUGAGGAACAGUGCCAGACGGAAGUGGCUGCACCAAAUUCAACAUGCUGCAGAAACAAGUGGGGUAUCCCUGGAGCCAGUGUACACUGAGACCUUUAAGGCCCUCACACAGGAUGCUCAAGUCCAUGGAAAUAAGAAGAUCAGUGCUCACAUUUCCCUCUUAGAAGAAAACCGACUACUGCCUCAUAGAGGGGCUGUUCUAUUAAGGAAUGUAGCUUGUACUUUAGAUGAUGCUCCAUUUGUACUAAACAAAGUGCUCUACAGGGACAUGAAGGGAAUCAGCUUUACAGUAAUAGAUAAAGGGAAGCCAGUACAUGUCCCUCAAGUUCAGCACCAUGGGAACAUUUUCUUCUGGAACGAUUCCCGCAAGGAGAAUGAGAAAAAUGGAUCAUUCUUGGCUCUGCCUCUUCAGAAUGCACAUAUGAGGAUCUUCGGGGUCCUGGCUAUUGACACACUAAGAGAUCCCCAGAAAAUAAACAUCUUCUUGCCUCAUGAGAUCAGAUUCUAUCAGGGUGUUGCCAAUGUCUUCAGCACUGCCUAUCACUAUGUCCACAGCCGGGAGCACAUCCUGCACGUUGUGAUCACUGGCAUCAGCUGGCUCUACGACAUCAUACCAGACAUUAACGCCAUCUCUACAUACUUCAUUGAGCCUAGCCCAGAGCAGGGUUCAGACUAUGUUUUACGCAAUAUGAUGGUCACAGGGCCCCUAGGUCUAACAGAAAUCCACAAAAAUCCCCCUACCAUCUUCAGGAAGACAUGCAUCUUCAGGGAUUUCCUUUUUAAGUGUAUAGACAGUUCAGAAGUUCUUUUGGCCUCUGUCUGUGGAGAAAACCACAUCGCAAUUCCACUUCGUGAGAGAACAGGAGAGGCUCUGGGGGCUCUCGAUUUUAACAUUGGCAAGAGGAAGAUGUUGUUUUAUCGAGAAUUUAAAGAUCUACAGAAAAUGGUGAAGGUGACCCAAGCUGCCUGCUAUGAAAUACUGGACGAGUUAUCUGGAGAAAAAGAGAAGAAUCGUGUCUUAGAGAUUGAAAAUGCAGGAGAAGUCCAGCAGGCAGGAGUUCUCUUCUUCCGAAUCAUGCUGCAAGAGCUGCAGAAAAGCCUUCGGCAGCUUACCUCCAUGGACUUUGUAUCACUGUUGCUCUAUGAUUACCGUUCUGCAAUACAGUCAAAUAAAUCUCUGACAGCCAGCCAGUUACACGAGUUGGAAGCCAAUGCAAAACUAGUACCUGAAAUCCUGACAGCGGUUAUCUUGUUCAUUCAUCCAGAGUUGGAAUCAUCACAUGAAUUAGAAAUUUGGGAUAAAUGUAAACUGUACUUUAACAAACACUUAGUUGACAGUAUUUGUGCCUUUGAUCCAACUGAGAAGAAUGUAAAAGUUAAUUUAAAGCUCAUUGGUAACUAUCUCAAAGGUCAUUCCCGAAUCAAUGUGUGGAAAUCGCAUAGUAUUGUCAUGGAGUACCUAUACCAUUGGUCACACAUCUGUUUAGCUCUCAUAGAACUAAAGAUAAAACUAAGUGGUGCUAUUAUACCCCCAUUGCCCUCAAAGACCGACUCCUGUGUGUAUGCAAAAAUGCCAGGCGCAAGCUUGCUAGGUACAGAGUAAAGACCGAAGAUUCAGAAAAUAAAAUGGCAG
Myotis brandtii (Brandt's bat) is the source of this 4353-nucleotide messenger RNA. It is a transcript of the gene EFCAB5, whose product is annotated as EF-hand calcium binding domain 5. Gene Ontology annotation, molecular function: protein binding; calcium ion binding. The record is from RefSeq and is a predicted model, not a curated record. NCBI's taxonomy places the organism in Eukaryota, Metazoa, Chordata, Mammalia, Chiroptera, Vespertilionidae.